CAACACAAGAAACCACAAUAAAAUUAAAGAUUGCAAAAAUGGUUAGACACAGCAUGUUCUUGUUCUUGCUUUUAGGUAUGAUAAUUAAUUCUCGUAAUAUUGUAAAUGGUUCAAAAAGUGCGAAGCUUUGUGGGCAUUGCUCAAAGUGUGACACAAAACAAUGUCCAGCAAGUGAUGCUUACCCGCAUAUGACUGCACACGAUGACACUCUGAUUGCUGGUGCCAUGCAGUCUGAUUAUGUGGAUGUCAAUGAUAAUAGUGUUUAUUCAGUGCCUGAUUUUAAAGGUGGUGCUUCCUCUAAAUUUAAUUCUUACUUUGGCUGGGAAUCCUCUUCUGGUUCUGCUUCUGGCUACCAUAGGUUCAGAAACUACAUGGACAAAUGUUCACAUGGAGGAACCUAUCUAACAGUAGACAAGCAUGGCAAGGUAAAUCUUCGCUCAUUGAAAUCGCUACAAAACUUAUCGGAAGCUGACUGGAAAUCCGUAAACCCGCCAAAGAAGCUAAACCACAGAGAAUUUCGGUUCUGGGUGUCUCGUAGAACAGGCAAAUGCCUCACAGUUCUCCACGGAAAGUCCCAUAAGAAAACAGUUGGUGUAUCUGAAUGCAAGUUCGAUGGCUCGAACCCUUUUCAGCUCUUCGCGUUCCGAUUUCAUUACCAUAAAGCAUUCUGCUGCUGUGGACUUAGCAAUGAGUGAAUUCUUGAUGAUUAUAUAAGAAUGUUUACAGGCAUAUUGUCAUAAGAAUUAUGCAUUUCUGCUGAAACUGUGAACUGUAUGAU
Molecule: messenger RNA, 778 nt
Organism: Mercurialis annua (annual mercury)
Lineage: Eukaryota; Viridiplantae; Streptophyta; Magnoliopsida; Malpighiales; Euphorbiaceae
Exons: 2
Coding region: 39-695 (218 amino acids)
Source: RefSeq, a predicted model, not a curated record